This is a messenger RNA of Tachysurus vachellii, 3172 nucleotides long. RefSeq names its product ADAM metallopeptidase domain 8a (gene adam8a). The coding region runs from base 90 to 2639 and encodes 849 amino acids. Gene Ontology annotation, molecular function: cell adhesion molecule binding; metalloendopeptidase activity. Gene Ontology annotation, biological process: inflammatory response; proteolysis; positive regulation of cellular extravasation. The record is from RefSeq and is a predicted model, not a curated record. Lineage: Eukaryota; Metazoa; Chordata; Actinopteri; Siluriformes; Bagridae. The transcript is spliced from 25 exons.
AGAGGCGGGGCGGUGACCAAACCUGCAAGAAAAGUUAGAGAAGUCCGGAGUUUCUUCAUUUAACAGCCAAGAAGCACAACAGGACAACCAUGCGCUGUACUGGAUUAUUUUUAUUACUCUGUUCGUAUGUUUCAGUUUGGGAGAUUUGUGGAACUGCGCAUGCGCAUCUCCCCCAUGUGUCGCGCUACGAGGUGGUCCGAUUGCGGAGAGGGCGAGUAAAGAGGAGCACCUUUCUGCAAGAGAAAAAUCCUUCUGCAGUUGAAUAUGCCCUGGAUAUUGAUGGGAAAACCUUCACAAUAUCUCUGGAAAGGAAUAGGGAGCUGUUAGCAAAGAAUUACACUCUGACUUACUACACCGAAGAUGGGGCAAAAGAGAUUACAUAUCCAUCGAAUGUAGACCACUGCUACUAUCAUGGACAGAUUCAAAAUAUAAAUGACUCCUCAGUCAGUGUUGGCAUGUGCUCAGGAAUGCGUGGCUUUUUGAGAGCAGAAAAUCAGGUUUAUCUGAUUGAGCCUCUGGAGGAUUCUGUGAAAGGGGAUCAUGCAGUUUACAAACAAGAGCACUUGAGGACUAAGAGAGCAACUCAUGGAUACAUCAAUGAUACCGUCUAUGACUACGGAGUUGCGCCAAGACUUGCUGGGCUGCAAAAAAGUAGAAACAUGAAAAUCAAGGUGCCAAAAGAAGGACGAUACAUUGAGAUGGUUCUUGUGGUUGAUUAUAAAGAGUACAACAAAUAUGGAAGCUUGAAGAAGAUAGAGUCAAGAAUGCUUGAAGUUGUAAAUCAUGUGAACAAGCUCUAUCGUCCUCUGAACAUCCGUGUUAUGUUGGUGGGAUUAGAGGUCUGGAGUAAUAAAGAUCAGAUUGAUGUUAGUAAUGUGCCUGAUCAUACUCUAGACCGUUUUUUAAAGUGGCGUCAAACAGAACUCCUGCCAAGAAAGAAGCAUGACAAUGCACAAUUUGUAACUGGGAUGGAUUUUUAUGGAUCAACUGUUGGUUUGGCUCCCGUGAAGUCUAUGUGCUCUCAAUCAUCUGGUGCUGUGAAUGAGGACCAUAGUAAUAAUCCUCUUGGGAUUGCCUCCACUAUUGCACAUGAAAUGGGCCAUAACUUGGGCAUGUCACAUGAUACAGUAAACUGUGACUGUCCAAACACACAACCUGGCCAGAACUGUGUGAUGGGAGAGAACAUUGGAUAUGUGCUUCCUGACCGCUUCAGUAGUUGUAGCAAAAUGGAUUUGGAGACAUUUUUACAGAAUUAUGAUGUUCGCUGCCUGCUAAAUGCUCCAAAUGAGGAUGAUCUGUUUGGGGGUCCAGUAUGUGGAAAUGCCAUUGUGGAAACAGGCGAGGAAUGCGACUGUGGAACUUUGCAGGAAUGUGAUAACCCUUGCUGUAAUGCCACCACCUGCCGACUGACAAAAGGCUCUGAGUGUGCGAAUGGGGAGUGCUGUGACCAGUGCAAGCUGAAGCAAGCAGGAAGUCUGUGUAGACCCAGUGCUCAUGACUGUGAUUUGGAGGAAUAUUGCACAGGGAAACUUGCACACUGUCCCAAAGAUGAGUACAAGAUGAAUGGGCUUCCAUGUAACUCCAACCAAGGAUACUGCUAUAAUGGCCAGUGUCCAACACACCUGGAGCACUGCAAGACACUGUGGGGGCCAGAUGCUGAUGUUGCUGAUGAUGCAUGCUUUGACAACAACUGUCAAUGGCCCAGGCGUGGACGUGAAUGUGCCCAAAACAAGAAAUGUGGGAAGAUGUACUGCACUGGUGGAAAUGAAUUUCCAAUAACCCAAAAGAAAAAUUAUAUAAUUAUGGGUGAGAGAAUGUGCAAUGUGGCUGUGGAUGUACCUGGCACAGAGGAUAUAGGGAUGGUGCCAACAGGUACCAAAUGUGGGACAAACAAGGUGUGUUACAACAGUCUUUGCGAGGAUGUAACUGUCUAUGGAACUGCUGACUGCUCUGCAAAAUGCAAUAAUCAUGGAGUGUGUAACCAUGAGAGGCAGUGCCACUGUGAUCCAGGCUGGGCUCCACCCUUCUGUGACACCAAGCUCUAUGAUAUUGCAAGUGGGCAAGAUGUGGUCAUUGGUGUGAUUACUGCCAUAAGCAUUCUGCUGCUGAUAUCUGUUGUUUUUGGAGGCUUGAUGUGUUGUAAAAAACAAAUGAUAUUCAGAAAGAAAAGCUCCCUUAUGGAUAUGAACGGCUACCCAGGUCAGUGCAAUCCAGCAUUUCAGCCAGUCAGUGCAAAGAACAGCCCCAAAUGUGGACCCCUUCGUAUCAGCAAGCCCACCUUUCUAGAAUCAUCUGUAACGCAGUCCUGCACACCUCUAUUUGCUACCAUUUCACCUAGCAGAGCUCCACCACAGCCUCCAAAGGUAGCAGAGCAAUCCAGGAGGGAAAAGGUUUUGAAGCCUUUUGGCCCACGGCCUGUUGUUCAAAACAACAUUAGUUUUGCUCAGGAAAAACUAUUGCCUGCCGAAUCUAAACCACUUCCUCCAUCAAAACCUUUACCUCCACUGAUUACCAAGCCAGUGAAUAAACCAAAAACUCCUCCAGUGCCUCCUGGAAAACCAGACAGAAACCUCACAUGGAAUCCCCCUCAGGCAGCUGCAGUUCCAAAGGUUCCUCUCAAACCUCCAAAGUUCAGAUGAUGGGAAGCAGAAUGACUUUCUCUGAAUCAUUGAGCGCUUCAAGAGAAGCUUUAUGAGCAAUCUUAAUGCCUCUACAAGGGACACAGCUGUGAAGAUUAUUCAGACUUUUGUGUGUACUUUGGCAGGGAGAAACAGGAUGGGCUUCAAAAUGGUGGGAAAAUAUCCCCACAAUGAUGUUUGAAGCCCUUUGGAAUGUACUACCUUUUUGUUUCUAUGUCCUACUUGAUGUAGUUGCUUGAAGAAUAUUUUGUUAAGUUACAUCUUGAUGUACUGAUUUUUAAUUAUUAUACUUGACUGUUAAUGACCAUUUUACAAUAAUAUGUACCAAUGUACCUUUUACAAUAAGUCAUUUUACUUGCAAUGGUCAACAUUGUGCUAUUAUAGUUGUUGUUUUUUUUCUUUCCUCAGUCAUGUUCAUGUUAAUUCUCAGCUGGUCUGAGAGCCUGAAGAAUGUUAAAUAAUUUUAAAUAUUUAAUUCAUUAAAUGCUGUUGAUGGUUUUAAAAAAUAAAUAAACGAUUCAUUUUUCUCACAA